AUGUCAGAAAACAUACCCGAAUCCAUCCCCGUACACCGCGACCCACGCAGCGGCCAAGCGACCAAAAAACGCGCCCUCUCGCCCAAAAGCAAGCAAUCCGCACAGCUCGAAGCCCUCUUCGCCAACCCGGACAAACCGAUCAGUCUCCCUUCCUCGUCGACGUCAAAGUCAUCUUCGUCUCUGCCGCCAGAAAUCGUCGCCAAUGUCCAGGGAUCCAGUGCUGGCGCGGGCAGUGGAGAGUUUCACGUGUACAAAGCCAGUCGACGAAGGGAAUACGAGAGACUAAGGGCGAUGGAUGAAGAA
Messenger RNA from Aureobasidium namibiae CBS 147.97, 303 nucleotides. Its product is annotated as DUF1168-domain-containing protein. Gene Ontology annotation, cellular component: nucleolus. The annotation marks the transcript as partial. Gene Ontology annotation, biological process: negative regulation of protein kinase activity. NCBI's taxonomy places the organism in Eukaryota, Fungi, Ascomycota, Dothideomycetes, Dothideales, Saccotheciaceae. Gene Ontology annotation, molecular function: protein kinase binding; double-stranded RNA binding; protein kinase inhibitor activity. The transcript has a single exon. The record is from RefSeq and is a predicted model, not a curated record.